Messenger RNA from Rhineura floridana, 3911 nucleotides. Its product is annotated as dicarboxylate carrier SLC25A8. The transcript is spliced from 8 exons. Lineage: Eukaryota; Metazoa; Chordata; Lepidosauria; Squamata; Rhineuridae. Gene Ontology annotation, molecular function: oxidative phosphorylation uncoupler activity. The record is from RefSeq and is a predicted model, not a curated record. The coding region runs from base 434 to 1360 and encodes 308 amino acids. Gene Ontology annotation, cellular component: mitochondrial membrane. Gene Ontology annotation, biological process: mitochondrial transmembrane transport; adaptive thermogenesis; response to cold.
AUAAAAGGCGGCGGCGGGCUGUGCCGGUCCUGCCUUCGCUCACCAUUGCCGUCGCUGCCGCCGCCGCCGCCGCCUUCCGCCUUCUCCUUCUUCGUGCCCAUCGCCGCCGCAUCUGGGCGCUCCCUCCCAACACUCUCUGUGCGCUGCUUCCCUCGCGGGUGUUUUCGGUAUUAGGAUAAGUAGUAUGAUUAUUAAGUGUCGCCUUUCAGCCCGUCUUUCUAUGGAAAGUAAAGGGAAUCGGACUGUGGUGGUGUUGAACAAUUUUGACGAACGGGAUACCUUUAGAGAAUCCUGAUCAAGCUGCCGGCAUCCUGAUAUACUUGAAUAAGACAGGGGCAGAGUUUGUUGGUCUUGUCUAUUUGCUACAUCAGCACCCAGCAGUGUUCCUUGCUGCUUCCUUCAUCUCCAUACAACCAGCUUGCAGCUGAUCAGAAUGGUUGGAUUCAAGCCCACUGAUGUCCCUCCCACAGCCACUGUGAAGUUUGUUGGAGCUGGCACAGCUGCCUGCAUUGCAGACCUGAUCACCUUUCCCUUGGACACAGCAAAAGUCAGAUUGCAGAUCCAAGGAGAGAAGCAUUUGGCUGCCUCGGCCCGGGCGGCGCAGUACAGAGGGGUCUUUGGCACCAUGGCCACGAUGGUGAGGAAUGAAGGGCCCAAGAGCCUCUACAACGGGCUGGUGGCCGGCCUGCAGCGCCAGAUGAGCUUUGCCUCCGUCCGCAUCGGGCUGUACGACUCGGUGAAGCAGUUCUACACCAAGGGCUCGGAGUAUGCUGGCAUCGGCAGCCGUCUCCUUGCCGGGUGCACCACUGGAGCGAUGGCUGUGGCCGUGGCUCAGCCCACAGACGUGGUGAAAGUGAGGUUCCAGGCUCAAGCCCGGGUGGAGGGUGGCAGGCGGUACCAGGGAACCCUGGAUGCCUACAAGACCAUUGCAAGAGAGGAAGGAUUUAGAGGCCUCUGGAAAGGGACUUCCCCUAAUAUAACCCGGAAUGCUAUUGUGAAUUGUGCUGAACUGGUGACCUACGACCUGAUAAAGGACGCCCUUCUGAAAUACAACCUCAUGACAGAUAACCUCCCUUGCCAUUUCACCUCUGCGUUUGGAGCCGGCUUCUGCACGACUGUCAUUGCUUCCCCUGUUGAUGUAGUGAAGACCAGAUAUAUGAACUCUGCCCCCGGCCAAUACGGAAGUGCUGUAAAGUGCGCCCUCUCCAUGCUUCAGAAGGAAGGCCCUCUGGCUUUUUACAAAGGCUUUACACCCUCGUUUUUGCGGCUGGGAUCCUGGAAUGUGGUGAUGUUCGUGACCUACGAGCAGCUGAAGCGCGCCAUGAUGGCGGCCCGCGGAUCCUGGGAGGCCCCCUGCUGAGCCUGUUGAUGGGUGCUGUUUACAGAUCUUAGACGUGUGCACACAUAACAAAUCCUCAAUUUGAAUCCCCCCAUAUCUGUAGAACCUUCCCUAUAGUGUUUUUUGAAAACUACUUUUGUCUUAACAUUUCGGUGACUUCUUGUUCAUCAGGAGGAGGAGCGCUUGGCUGCUUCUCUCUCUCUAUUUUAGUAAUUUGUUCUUAAUGUGGUGUUGUCCGUUCUCUGUAGCUCUGCUCUUCGGAUUUGCCUGUUUGGAUGCGAGUGCUUUAUUAAGCUCUGAAGAAUUUAGACCGCAGGGGCUCAGUUUGCAAGAGGGCUGUGUGGACUCCCCCAUCCAGCUUUUCUAUAUGUAACAUACACAUUACACAAAAUUAUACAUUUGUUGUACAGAAAGUGCUUUGACUGAGGCUGUAGUAGGUAACAUCCGCUGGCCAAUUGCCCAGAGCCAUGUUUUCCCAAGGAAAGGAAGAUGCUGGAAUAAUUCACAAGUGGCUGGCCCAGCCUUUCCCAGCCUGGCUGGGCUGAUGGGAGUUGUAGUUCAAAAUGUCUGGAGGGCCCCAGGUUGGGUGAGUCAGGACUAGUCACUUGUGAAGUCGUCUGAAUCUGACUGGACAUGGCAAAAUCCGGUCUGGAUCCUGCUGAUUCUUUAUAAGGUGGUGCUGUGGGUUUAUAAAUACAGUCCAGACUGGGUAGCAGAAGAGCAUUUGGGAGGGAAAGCGUUGCAUUUUUUAUUUAUCUAUUUUAUUUUUUAAAAGGAAUUUACUCUAGGCAAGGCUUACUUCUAGCUUUUUGACACCCACUGGAGGUGGGGGGCAGGAAAUGAAAGUGGUUGGAAGGGGAUUAACUCUCCCAUUCACACGGCACUAAAUCUCCGCACCUCAUAGGGAUUCAGCAAGAGCCCUUUUCCUGCAUACACAUUUGCUACUAUUGUGACUAAUUUGGCUCUUUUGAAUCGAGGCCAAGCUGCAAGGCACGGCAGGCAAACUGGAUCCCAAAGGGAUAGAGAACUUGGGGAUGGCUUUACAGCUUGCGAGAGUGCCAGCAUAUUCCUCCAUCUCCAACUAUUAUGAUAUCAGUGUAAUUAUAAUCAGAACAGUCUUUAAUUUGAUAUUAAGAAGGGAGAUCAAACACAGUACAUCAGCAUCACCCAGCUGCAUUUCCCUCGAUGGCUAAAUGGCAGACUGAGCUACAAAGUUGUAAGCUUGGGAUACAAAUUGAUCUCUAAUUGUGGGCUCAUAAAUGGUGGGGAGGGUAUAAAAAGGCUAUUGUUUAUUCCUGCGUUUUCAGAGUUGGAAGGUGAUUUGAAAUGGGAGUUGCUGUUCAUGGUGCAUGUUCACUUAUAAAAGGGAGUUGCAGGUUUUUGUACAGUAUAGAAAACCUGUUUGACGAGGUGACGGUGGGACCAAAUGCAGGUAUGCGUGUUUGCACUCCCUGGAAAAAUGAUGCCUUUUGGAACGCACUUCCAUUUUUCUCCAGCUGUCAUGCCCCUCCAGCUUUUCGCUUUAAUGUUAUCUGAUGAUCAAUACUCCGAGGGUGGUGGGGUGAGGGUGCUGAAUGUCACUUCCUGAAGCUCUCCUCGUAUUGAGCAGCCAUGGUGGGACUCUGUACCAAGUCAGGCGGAGAAUUUGCUUACAACAAAACAAGGAAGCCUCCCUUGGUGUUUCUGCCUUUCGAUCUAGGCAUGUUCUUGACCAAAGCUUUUGGUAAGAGCAUUGCUUGAAAUUUUGAAGCUGACUUUGAGCUUGGUUGCCUUUGAUGCUUGGAGCAGAAGAUAGGCCUUCACAGCUAAUUCCCACCCCCUUGCCACCGGGAAGUGAAUUUGGGAAUCGAGCUCUUGAGGAGCCCAGACCUGUGAAGGAGUUAAGUGCAAGAAUGGAUGUAGUUCCCUGGGAGGGGCUUCUGUUGGGCACCAUAAAUGGAUAAUAAUGGGUGCAUCUUUUAUAUAGGCUUCCACUACCACCACUAUCCCACAGGGAAAAAAUUACUCUGGUCCUUUUUUUUUUUUUUAAGGGUUGCACACUUGUGACUUGGAGAAGCUUCAUGGCCAACAUCCCUGGAGAUGUGUGUGAGAGAAGGACACUGUGGGCUUCCCUUCUGCUCUUUCUCAAUAGGACCAAAAGGAAUUUCCACUUGCCAUCUAGCUUGCUGGUAGAGCCUGGCUGAUGGGAAUGGAAGCGGAGAAGGGCAUCUGACCUCCUCCUCCUCUGCUGAAGGUGUCUUAAAGAAACGGGAGGUCUCUCCAAGUCACAGUCUGGCAGCUCAGGCGCUCCUUGUAGUGUGUGCGUAUGUAGCUAUAUACUGUUACAGUUUCCUGACUUGGGAAUGACUCUCCUUAACAAUUUUUCUGCAGGGCUUAAUGAAGCAUCUUACAGGCUGGUAACUUGAUGUUUUAACCUUUUAGAGAACAUGCAUCCUGAGGCUUUGUGUGUGUUACCUUUCUGUAAAGCUAUUUGUGAUGGUACAAAGUGGUGAUGGAACUGUUGUUUUUUUAAAAAAACACCUUUGUGUUGUCACGUCUCAUUUUUUAAAAUAAAGCUAAAGUAGAAAGCUCA